This is a messenger RNA of Venustampulla echinocandica, 1968 nucleotides long. Its product is annotated as DNA-binding of Mlu1-box binding protein MBP1. The record is from RefSeq and is a predicted model, not a curated record. Gene Ontology annotation, cellular component: nucleus. Lineage: Eukaryota; Fungi; Ascomycota; Leotiomycetes; Helotiales; Pleuroascaceae. The coding region runs from base 1 to 1968 and encodes 655 amino acids. The transcript is spliced from 3 exons. Gene Ontology annotation, molecular function: sequence-specific DNA binding; DNA-binding transcription factor activity. Gene Ontology annotation, biological process: positive regulation of transcription by RNA polymerase II.
AUGAAUCACGGCCAACAAGAUAUGUACUACUCGUCACAUAUCUCGGCCGGGCAACCGCCACCCCCGCAAACUGUCACGUCUGGUGGGAUGAGCCAUUAUCCACAGCACCAGCAACCGCCUCUGCUACAACCAGGGCCUGCUCAAUACUCCACCGCGCCAGGGCCCUAUAACCAAUAUGGAUAUUCCAACGGGCUGACAUCGCCUCCAGCGGCGGGCCACCCGGUGCCAGGUUCAAUGGGCCAGGGAAACAACGUCUUGCCAUUGCCCGCUAUGUCUGCUGCUCAGCCAGGCAUGCCGGGUCAGGGUUAUGGAGCACAGCAAGGUUUCGACACGACCGGCCAAGUAGCGCCUCCGGGCAUGAAGCCGAGAGUCACGGCGACUUUGUGGGAAGAUGAGGGUAGCUUGUGUUUUCAGGUCGAGGCUAAAGGGGUUUGUGUGGCUCGACGCGAGGACAAUCACAUGAUCAAUGGCACGAAGCUUUUGAAUGUGGCAGGAAUGACUCGAGGUCGAAGAGAUGGCAUACUCAAGAGCGAAAAGCUGAGGCAUGUCGUUAAGAUUGGCCCAAUGCACCUCAAGGGAGUCUGGAUCCCAUUCGAGCGGGCAUUGGAUUUUGCGAACAAGGAGAAAAUAACAGAGUUGCUAUAUCCUCUGUUUGUUCACAACAUUGGUGCGCUUUUGUAUCACCCGACGAAUCAAACUCGAACAAAUGCGGUUAUGGCAGCCGCAGAGCGUCGAAAACAAGAGCAGAACCAAUUGCGCAAUUCCCAGGCCCCAGGUUUGCCAUCUUUACAUCAACACCACCACCAUUCAAUGAAUAGUUCAAUUGGAAACCAGCUUCCAGGUCCGCAGCACUCACUUGCACCACAUCCCAGCAAUGUGGGCCGACCGGGCAUGGACCGGGCACAUACAUUUCCAACUCCCCCAACAAGCGCGUCGAGUGUAAUGGGGAAUAUGGGCAGCUCGGAUGGAAAUUUCCAAUGGGGGUCUCAAGGUGGGAUGAGCGGCCAAGGUGCAAAUCCCUUGUCGAUCGAUACUGGCUUAAGCAACGCACGGUCAAUGCCCACAACUCCUGCGACGACCCCUCCGGGCACCUCAAUUCAGAGUAUGCAGCAGUAUCAACAAAGCGCACAACCGUAUGAUGCUUCCCGACCAGUGUACUCAGCUCCCCCUCCACAACAACCUGCUUACCCCCAACCGACGAAUGGCCAGCAAAACAUGUCCCGCUACCCUCAGUCAAAUCCUUACAUCAAGAAUGAGAUGGGGCCGCCAUUAGCAAGAGCCCCAGGUUCGGAAUCAGAGCACCACGAAAGCAAAGAUUCCAACGGGAUGCUUCACAACCAGCUACAGGGGCAGGUUGGGCAUGUCCAGGGUGAAGAGGAGGCAGAGCACGAACAUGAUGCCGAGUACACUCAUGACAAUUCCUCCAACUACGACGCAACGCGUGCUUCGUACAACUACGCGAAUGGGCCAGCAGUCGGCUCGUUACCGGGAGAGCAUGCCCAUCUGUCUCCGGAAAUGACCGGUUCUCCUAAUAAUCCAGCGUCGGGGCGGGCCACGCCAAGAACGGCGGCUGCACCACAGCCAUACUAUGCUCAACAGCAAGGUGGUUAUAGUACUCCCCCACGUGUUCCGCAACCACCAUCCAGUAAUCUCUAUAAUGUAAUGAGUAGUGAGCGUGGGACCGCAAACGGGAACUCGUCCGGGGACGUGUACGGCUCGCAAUCGGAUCUCGGAAACCCGAUACCGAAUGGCUAUGCUGCCCAACAGCCUGUCAUGAACGGAGCUCCCACGAGCAACAAACGCGGACGCGACGACGAUGAUGAUGCUCGCCCUUCAAGUCGGGGUCCCGGAGGCGAUGUUGAUGGCCUGAAAAGGCGCAAGACGAUCCGUGAAGGAUCAGUAUCGGGGCCCACUUACGAUGCUGGCUUGAACCGCGCACGAUCUGCGGUGACCCAACGACGCCGAUAA